Messenger RNA from Postia placenta MAD-698-R-SB12, 1302 nucleotides. RefSeq lists its product as hypothetical. Gene Ontology annotation, molecular function: pyridoxal phosphate binding; transaminase activity. The coding region runs from base 1 to 1302 and encodes 433 amino acids. Gene Ontology annotation, biological process: biosynthetic process. The transcript is spliced from 9 exons. Lineage: Eukaryota; Fungi; Basidiomycota; Agaricomycetes; Polyporales; Adustoporiaceae. The record is from RefSeq and is a predicted model, not a curated record.
AUGACCCAAAGCUUGGCUCCCGAAUCCUACACCCGAUUUCUUUCUGAUGCUGCCAAAGAGCGAAAACCGAGUCCUAUCCGGGGCCUCUAUCCGCUCGAGGCCCGCCCCGGCGUGAUCUCGCUCCUGGCAGGCAAGCCAAACGCGACCACCUUCCCGUUCACUUCUAUCAAGCUCACCGCACGCUCGCCGACGGACCCGUCCCGCGAGAUCGAGACGGAGGUGAAUGGAAAGGCUCUCGCGGAAGGCCUGCAGUACGGCCCAACGGCAGGGCUGCCGUCGUUCUGCGAAUGGGUCUAUGAGCUCCAGGAGCGGGAGCACGGGCGCAAGAAGGGCGAGGGCUGGCGCGUGAGCAUCGGCGCCGGGUCACAAGAUGUGAUUUACAAGGCCGUGAUGGCGAUGGUGAAUCCCGGCGACUCGGUGCUCGUCGAAUGUCCGGUAUAUGCAGGUGUCCUCCCUAUGUUCCAGGCCCUGCAUUGUGACCUCAUCGAGGUGGAGACGGAUUCGCAUGGGAUCAAGUCGAACUCCUUGCGCUCGAUUCUGCAGAACUGGCCGUCGACAAAACAGAGACCAAAAGUACUCUACACCGUGCCUUAUGGUUGUAAUCCAACAGGAAUGACUGCGACAUUGGACCGCCGUCAAGAGGUCCUUGCAUUAGCACGAGAAUACGACUUCAUUAUCCUAGAAGACGACCCUUACUACUACCUGUAUUAUGGCGACGCGCCGCGGUACCCUUCAUACUUUACGCUGGAGCUAAAGCAGCCGGAGGUAGGGCGGGUGCUGCGCUUCGACAGCCUUUCCAAGAUCCUCUCAUCUGGUAUUCGCAUCGGCUUCGCGAGCGGGCCAGAGCCUCUCUUGCAGGCCAUCGAUAUGCACACCGCCGUCGCGAACCUGCAGACGUCCUCGCUGACCCAGGCGAUCACUUACUCGCUGCUCGACGCAUGGGGCUAUAGCGGCUUCAAGGCGCACACGGAGACCGUGUCGCGCUUCUACCGUGAGAAGCGCGACGUCUUUGAGGGCGCGCUGCGGCGACACCUCGAGGGUCUCGCGGAGUGGAGCACGCCCGAGGCGGGCAUGUUCUUCUGGUUCAAGCUGCUCUUGGGCGGGGAUGAGGGUGACUCGGAGAGCAUCAUCAGGACGAAGGCAUACGAGCGUGGCGUGCUAGCUCUGCCUGGGACAGUGUUUCUGCCGCGGGGCGGUAAGACCGCCUAUGUCAGGGCAGCGUUCAGUUUGUUGGCAGAAGAUGAGGUCGAGGAGGCCAUCAAGCGGCUCAGACAGACUAUCUUGGAAGCCAGGCAGAGCUAA